Molecule: messenger RNA, 15033 nt
Organism: Schistosoma curassoni
Lineage: Eukaryota; Metazoa; Platyhelminthes; Trematoda; Strigeidida; Schistosomatidae
Source: the annotation of a GenBank genome assembly
AUGAUUUUCAUACUUUCGUGUUUGGAAGUGGAUGCUUUUUGUUUAGAUUAUACUCAGUGUGAUGGCUACUACUCUCCAUCAUGUUAUCUUUGCAGCUUACACAUACUAUCAUCAACUGUGCAACUUAUAUGCAAGGAAAUUAUCAGUGGUUCACAUAGACAUCGAAUUUUCUCGUCAGGCUGUGAUUUCAGUAGGAAAUAUAAUUGCAGGUGCUAUAAGGACGCCUUAGAUUUGAAAACCAUCUAUUUUAUUACGGAUGCAAAUUCCAUAGAUCAAUUUCCUUUAAAAACUAGAAAGCGCCAGUAUAAAUCUGCAAUCAAAAGAAAUAUUACCUCAUCACAUUUCAAAAAAUCGAUUGAAAGGGUCGAUUUCAAUAAUCUCUUUCCUGAUUUUGAACAUGAAAAUGACAUAUCACCUACUGAACAUAAUCUUCAUCUUUUUGAUUGUUCAAAGUCUAUAUCAAUUCCUCAUCAACAUGUUCUGUCUCCUAAGCAUUCGAAUUGUUCAAAUAUAGAUGUGUUGAGAAUUUAUUUAACAAAGCAUAUGACUACUGAACUUCCUCAAUUCUGCACAUAUCCUCAUAUAUUGACUAUUCUUUGUCAAUAUAUCAAUAUGAUCCAGUUUAUCAUACAUAUGAAUGAAGAAUAUUCAAUUCAAUACAGUGAUAUAUUAGCAACAUUCAAUAUUAAUAUUUUAACAGAACUAGAAAAUGUCAUUAUUUCGAUUUAUGAAAAGUUUAUUAGGACUAAAGAUAAUUCCCACUUAGUAACUGUGCUAAUAAUUUGUGAAAAUUUAUCGAUUAUAUAUGAUUGUAUAAAAUAUUGUAAACAUUUAAAUCUCCCUCUCAUUAUCAAUAAUAAUAAUCAUAAUAAUUUAUUAUUAAAUUUGAAUAAAUGUUUAAUUCAAUGGUUUAUUUCCAUAGAUUCUAUUCAAUAUUUUUCUUUCAAAAUAACCAUAAUUGAUACACUUGCAUAUCUUAUUCAUAUCAAUCCUCAAUAUUUCUAUAUUGACAAUCAAUGGCAUUAUGAAAUGAAUAAAUUUUUAAUGAAUUUACCAUUUACAAAUGGAUUAUACAUGAAUGAUUGUUCAUCUAAUGUAAAUGAUUAUCAUUGUACUAUGAAUACACAAUAUAAUAAUAAUAAUAAUGAUUAUUAUUAUUGUUAUAUGAGUUUAUUUCAUCAACUUCAUCAAUUAGAUAAACAAUUAUUACAUCAUAAUAAACAAAUAAACAAUCAUCUAAUUGUCAAUAAUGAAUUUCCUUAUUUUAUUGUUUUAUUAGAUUGUUUUAUAUCACAAACAAACAUUACUACAUUACUUGUUAAUAAUAAUAAUAAUAAUAAUAAUAAUAAUAAUAAUGAUAUUACUACUACUAUUAGUAAUAAUCUACCAAGUAUUUACUGUUUAUUAUUAAGAUUUAUGUAUAUAAAUAUCACAUCAAUUUCUUCUACAUAUUUAUUAAAUGAUCAAUAUGUUCAAUGGAUAUUUGAUUUAUUGUUUAAAUUAUAUUACAUAAUAUCACCAUUCAUUUCGAAUCAUUUCAGUACUCCUCCUCCUCCUCCUCCUCUUCCUCUUCCUACUGCUACUACUACUAAUAGUAAUAAUAAUACUAAUAGUAAUAAUAAUAAUUAUUAUUAUUAUUAUGAUAUUAUUUAUUCAUUUUUAAUGAAUUUAAUUAAAAAUGAAAAAUUGAAUUUAUUAAAACAAAUUUUCUAUCAAUUUAUAAAUAAUUCAAAAUUUUCUAGAUUAAAAAUAAAAUUUUUCUCUCAAUUAUUGAAGCAAAUACAAUUACAAUUACAAUUGAAUCUAUCAUAUAAUAAUAAUAAUAAUAAUGAGAGUAAUAAUAAUAAUAAUGAGAAUAAUAUUAGUAUUAUUAUUACUUUAAUGGAUUACAUAAUAAAUGAUGUAAUGAUUCCAAUGAAAGAAAUCAUCACAAUGGAUUUCAAUGAAUAUGAUUUAAUAUUAGAAUGUUUUAUGAAUUUAAUGAGAAUGAGAAUUCAAUCCAUUCAUUAUAUUAUAAAUGAUUCAUUCAUUAAUAUAAAUAAUUGGAAAGUAUACAAUGAUUUCAUGGAUAAUCUGUUGGAUAUAAAUGAUGUGAAUCAUUCAUAUUACUUGUUAAGAUGUUUAGUUAAUAAUAUUUUAACUGUCCAGUUGAAUCGUCCUUCAACAGUCUCCAGUGAUCAUAUUCAAUUAUCGUCAAUACAAGAAUACGAACUAUUACAAAGUCGUUUGAUGUAUUCCACAGCUGGCUUAUUUUUUGAUAUUUUAAAUGAAUCAGAAAAGUUACUACACAAAUCGAAUUCAAAGACUAUUGAAGAAAUCAUAUCAAUUUGGCAAUUAUUAGCUUAUCUUAUAUUAAUCUCUCAUUCAAAUUGGUCAAAUCCACCAAUGAUCAUUCAUUUAAAUCAGAAUUUAUUUCAUCAUUCAUUAAUCAAUGUUCAGAAUUCAAAUAAACAUUCGAAAAAAUCUUUUACUGAACUUGGUAUUUCAUUUAUAAGUAAAGUUAUACAAGUAAAGUUUUAUAUAAAUGAAAACUACAAGGAUCCAAUUACUGAUGUAGUUGAUUUGCGAAAUGUCAAUCAAUUAAGUUCUUUAAUUUUACCGCCAAUGAUUGUUUUACUUGAAAUGAUACCAAAUAUAGCGCCAUUAUUGAAUAAUGGUGAUUCACAUAGUGAUAAUCAUAAUAAGUAUAACAAUUCAAUCGAUCAGUUAUUCACUAUACUAGAAGAUGCUUUUACACAAGUGCAAUUUAUUAGAACAUAUGGUUUUAAUAAUUUUUAUGAGUUCCUAGUACAUUUUAUUCAGUAUACCUUUCAUGAAAAUUCUUUUAUAAACAACAGUACUACUAUUACUACUACUACUGCUACCAAUAAUGAUAAGAUAACAUUAUCUAAUAAAAUGUUCGACGAACGAUCCCGAUCUUCUUCAUCAUUAACUUCUGAGGAAUCGAUAAAUAAAACAUCAAAUACUUGUACGGAUAAUCAAUAUUUUGAUCAAUCAAAUGAUACAAAUCAAAAGGAUACAAUAUACAAGUAUAAUCCACAAUCAGUACGACUAUUAGUGUUUUCAACAAGAUUAUUUAUUCGAUUAACAUUACAUAAUCUAUCGUUAUUCAAUUGUUGUCUACAUACUAAAUUAUCAUUAUCUAUUAUGAAUAAUGUAAAUGUUUCAAUGAAAUGUGAAAAUCAAUUAUGGUCAAAUUGUCUAUCAAUUAUUAUUGCUAAUUAUUUUAGUAUAUUUAAAUCAGACUUACAUGGACCACAUUCAAUGGAGGAUAAAUAUUUACAAAUUAAUAUAAAUCAUUUAAUUGAGGAGAUUUUAAAAUUAAUGACUAAUUUAUCAAAGUGUUCAAUUAUUCGACUAAGCUGUUUAGAUUUAUUACGAUGUUUCAUGAUACCACAAUAUAUUCGACCAAUUCAAUUUUGUACAGACUAUUCACAACCACUUGGUGUAUUAAGUGUGAAAUCUGUAAAACACUUUAUGCAGCUGAUAUUGAAAGAUUUAAGACAAAUACAAAAUAUUGAAGGCAGUAACAGUCUUAACAAAGGUAAUAACCAUAAAUACCAACGCAUUACUACUCAUCAUGAUGAUGACCUUACAGAACAGGAUACGAAGCCUGCUACGCUUCAUGCAAUCAAUAGUAUAUAUCCAUACGUUACAUGUCAAAUGUUCAAUUUACUGAUUGAUUGGAUUCAAACAAAUAAUGUUCUCAUGCCACCCAUAUAUACCAUUUGGCCAAAAUUAUUAAACACUCAUCUCUUAUAUUAUCAACAUGGACACCUACAUUAUCCUAUUCUACAAUGUACUAAUAUGUGCUCUCAUCAUUAUUCUUAUGCGUUAGCAUUUGAAGAUAAUCAAUAUGAAAUUGAUAAUCACCAAAUUUUAUAUCAAAAAUUAUUAAAUUAUAUUUUUCCAUUAUCAACCAUUAUUAAUCACCGGAGUAAUCAAUCAUUUUUGUCUACUUCGUUUAAUUAUACUACUGAUAAUCAUAGUUUAGGAUUGUCGACUUGGUUUUGUUUACAUGGAAAACAAUUAAAUAAUAUGAAGGUUAAACCUAAGUUCAAUCAAUUAUCUGAAGUGGAUCUAUUUCAAUUUGUACAAUUAAAUCAGUUACAACAUUUCAUCAGUUUGGAUAUACUAUCUUCAUUCUUAUGUCACAACAAUCAAUCUGGAUAUCAAUCAUCGAUAAAUACCACAAACACAUUACCACCUUGUUCAACUAAUCGUAGUCACCUCUCACUUCAAAUAUGGAUAUCAUCUAUUUAUUCAUGUAUAUAUAUUCGUAUUGUUGAAAUGUCAAUCAAUAAAGAGAAUACAACAUUAGACUAUAAUGAAACAUCUAUAUCAUUAAAGGGGAAUACAAAUGAAAUUGUAUUGCUUAGUGAUUUAUGCUUAGAUUUUCCUAAAGAAUGUAAUAUUUAUGAUGAAUGGAAUCAUUUAUUUUUAUAUAUUGAAUGGAUAAACUAUUUCAAUGCAAAAGUGUCACUUGUAAUCAAUGGUUGGUUUGAAUCUAUCGGCGAUCUAAUAUUGAUUAACAAAGAGUUUGCCGAUUCACAUAUAAACUGUCAACAUCAGUUUAUGCCUCCUGUGUUGCGUUUUGGUCAUGUAAUUGAUGUAUACUCUUCUUUAGAAUGUAGAAGAAAUACUUUUGAUUUAGGGAAUUUACUUUUGUUUACUGGUUUACCUUCUUGUGUGCAAAAACUUUCUUCAUCAUCUUCUGAUUAUGUCUUCAAAUGCAAAAAGAAAUCUUCAAAACAACAUCAUGAACAAAUGUCACAACAGUCAGACUAUCAAAAUGAAAAUUAUUUUAACAAUUCAAUUAAAGCAAUCGCUUUAUCACUUAGCCUUUUAGGUCCAUUAUUCAAUGGUUAUUUUGAUUCAAUUGAAUCGAGUGCAUACUAUCGAAAUUCAGCUGAUUGUAUACUUCAUGCAUUUAUACGUAGAUAUGCAUUAAAGGAUUCAACAUUGAAAAGUAAUCAUUAUCAUCCUUAUCAUCAUGACUAUGAUUAUAUCAGUCAAUUAUUAAUAAGAGCUCAUUCUUUAAUCCAUUCAGAAUUUUGGUUAAGAUUCUUAAAAACAUACUGUUCAGAGCAUUUAUUCAUCGUUUUGUUGAGUCAUAAUCUAACUUGUGUACAAUUCAUUUUACCAAAAUCUCUAAUAUCAUUCCAUAAAGCUGAAUAUAAUGAAUCGUUAACAACGGAAGUGAACAACGAUAACGUGCAUGACAUAUACUUGUUAAAUUCCAAUGUUAGCCAACAUUACAAAUCAUUUGAUGAAAAUACAAUACAAAUUGAUUAUGCUCAUUCGUCUAAAAAGCGAUUAUGGUUGUUAAGGAGCAUAUAUUCACCUGAUAACAAUCAAUCAAUAUCUCACUAUGUUGACUAUUAUUAUCGGGAAAGUUUUGAUUCAGUUUUUGAACCCCAUGGAGGUAUUGAAGUGGCAAUUUGCCUUCUUGGUGAACUUGUCUGUCAAUCACACAGUUCUAAUUUGAUUUCAUAUGGACUAAAAUUACUCUUUACAAUGUUACAUCAUUCUAGUAUAAUGUAUGCAAAAUUUUAUGCACCAGCAUUAUCGCAUCCUGGUUUAGAGAAUUCAAUGGAAAGACGACAUAAAAAACUAUGGUUAUUUCAAAAUUGUAAUAAUCAGCUAAAUUGUAAACCAGUUCCAUUAAGUUUUGGACAUUGUCUAUUAGCUCGUCUAUUCAAACAUCCAGAAUUUAAUAUGAUCUCAUCUAAAUCAUAUGAAAUUAUGAAAGUUUUACUAAAUGAAAUCAUAUUGACAUUUCCUGUAAAUAUUUUAUGUAAAAAAUCUAUGAACCAUACAUCAUCCAUUGCACAUUUAUUGAUCAAUCCAAGUUUAUUACGCUGUCUUAUCUUAUUCGGUUCACAAUCAUUCUGGUAUCCUUCAUUGAAACAACAACAACAACAACAAUCUGGAUUUGGUACUCAGAAUUCAACUGAUCUUUCUAAAUCAUCAAACAAAUCGAUUUUAUUUAAUUAUGGUUUAAUACCUGGAAUAUUUGAAUUAUUAAUGAAUAUUAAUGAAUUGUCAAAUUCAACUAUAAUCAUUAUCAAAUUAUAUAAUUUGUCUAUAUUAGAUAAAUGGCAAUUAAUUAUGGCAAUGUUGACUGGAUUUCGAGAAUUGUUCGUAGAAAAUGAUAAUCAUCAUUCAAUACAAAGAACAUUAAUGAAUCAUGAACAUUUGAGAUUUAUAACACAGCAGUGGCCAAUUACUUCAUUGAUGAAUUGUCUGAUAAAUCGUCUUUCAUUAUCCGUAGUGACAAAUGGGCCGAGUAAAACUGGAGCAACCUUGGAAUCAAUACAUAGACAGUCAUUGUAUAAUAAUAAUAAUACUGAUUAUAUUCAUUCAUUUUAUUGUGCAAAACGAUUAUGUCUAUUGAAUUUAUGUCGUUUAAUUAUUAAUUUAGAUGCUAAUAUGUAUUUAUCUGCAGCUGAACAAGUAUUUUAUACUAUGUCAGAUUAUAAUAACGAUCAUGAUGAAGAUGAUGAUGAUCCCGAUCAUAAGAGUAAUAUUGAUCAUCAAUUAUUUAUACAUAAUGAUGAGUUAGAAACUAAAGCGUCAACAUCAACAUCACCAUUAUCCAUGUCUACAUCACAAAUAUCAUUAUCAACAUUAGAUAAUGAUUAUUUAUUUUGGCAUAAAAUUACACGAAAGUGUUUAAAUUAUACGGAACGUUUAAAAAUUUGGGAAUACUUAUCAUUUAAUCAUAAUAAAGUGAUAGAUAAUAGUGAUAACAGUACUGAAGGCAAAUGUGAACUUAAUCAAACUUCAUUUGAAAAAAAUUCAUCUAAACUUUUAAUUGGUUCUUCUACAUCAUAUGAUAUAACUCGAAUACAAACACAAAAUUUAAGUAAUACUGAAGAGAAUCAAAUUAAAGCAGCAGAAAUUCAAUCUAAUCACUGUCAAUCAUUGUCAUCAUUAUCAUCAUCUACAUCGAAACAACAACAUCAACAAAAAGAACAAUUGUCAAGUAAUGAAGGAUACCAAUUGAACAUGAUUGAAUCUAUAAAGUAUCCAAUGGUUAUUUCAGAUUCCGGUGUAAGUAUAUCAUCUUUACCGGUUAGUAGUGUUGAUCUAAUAAAUGUAGAAAAGGAUGUAUGUAAUAUGUCUGAAGAUAAUGAAUCUAUUCCUACACAACAUAUUCAAGAAGAAUUAAAUAAUUUCAUUGAAACUGAUUAUACUACUAAUAAAUAUAUAUUAAAUUGUGUUCAAUUACGUAUUGAACAAAAUAGUAUAUUUUCUCAACAUUUAAUUCAUUGUUUAGAUCAUGUUUGGUAUAGACAUUUUCCAAUUGAAUUAUUAUCAAAAGUUUAUUUCAAAGAUAAGCUGAAACGAAAUAUAAUCAAAUUCAAUAACAAUAAUGAGAUGGAUGGAGAGAAGAAGAAGGAGGAGAAGGACGACGUCGACGACGACGACGAGGAGGAGGAGCAGGGGGAUAAACAUCAAGGAUUUAUUCAUGUUUUCACAAAAAAUAUUUCACAUUCAAAUGAUUGGAAUCUAUAUAAAUUGAAAUCAACUUAUCCUUUAUUAUUAGAUCAUAUUAAUAGUAAUUCAUUAAUUGCAUCACAUUGUUCUACUUCAAUUCGACCACCUUUAUGGUUGAUUUAUAGUUUAAUACGACAUCCAUAUUUAUCUCAACGUGAAUGUGCUCUUAUCGGUUACUGUGUUUGGUUACAUUUUGAAGCUAAUAAAUGGAUAAAAAAAUAUGAACAAUUAUCAACAAAUUUCAGUCAAUCUAUUUACUUUGAUUGGUCUAUUCCUGUAACAACAUUACAUCAUCAUCAUCAUCAUCCAACUACUAACACUACUAAUAAUACUACUAAUACUACACAAUUGCAUAGAAUUAUACCAUAUCAAUUAUCAAGAAUACGUUCAUUUGCUAUCGGAUUAUUAUUACCAACAUUACCAUUUCUAUGUAUAACAAAUUGUAAUUCAGAUAUUGAUCUUAAAACUUAUUAUUCUAAUCGUCAUUUAUGUUCUAAAAAAUUAUUAAAUCGUUCAUUCGGUUUAAUUUUACAUGGAUUAGGGAAAUUUUCAUUCAUGAAUUCUAAUGAAAUAAUAAUAAUGAAUGAAUAUUUUCAGAAAACUAAUUGUUUAUUAGAAUCUUCUUCGCAUGAUGUAACUGGAUUUAUCUCUGAACCAACUUACAUUCAUCAUGCUCAUCAUCAGUGUCAUCAUCACCAUCCUAUUAUCUCUGUCGAAUUUGAAAAUAUCAUCAACAAUGCAAAUAAUAAUUCAAAUAUCAGUAAUGCGAGAUAUGAUCAAUUGCCAGCUAAUAAGAAUGCUACUACCACUACUACCAUUACUGCUACUACUACCACUACUACUACUGCUACUACCACUUCUACUACUACUACUACUGCUGCUACUGCUACUACUACCACUACUACUACUACUAAUAGUAAUAAUAAUAACAACCGUUGUAAUAAUCCUAAUUUUCAUAAAUAUUAUCUAUUAUCUACAUUUCCAGUGUUAUUUUCAACAUUGAUUGGUAGUUUCAUUGAUGCAUUAAUAAGCUGUAUUGUUAAAUUAAAAAUAAUUAAUCGUACAAAGUUAAAAUCUGAUCAGAAAGAUAAUAAAGAUGAUCAUCACAAAGGAAAUCAUUGUAGUUCUUCUACGGCUACUAUCAAUAAUGAUGCUGAUGAUGAAACCAGUACACCAGAAAUUGAGUUAUGUACUUAUGGUUUAGAUGCCUUCAUUAUUUUAUUACAGGAUUCAGAUAAUUGUGUUCUUAGUUCAGCUAUCAAAUCUAAUUUAUUACCAGUAUUAUACAAUAUGGCUUGGUUAUUGGAAUUUGGCAUCCAUGAAGCUAAUUCAUUAUUACAUAUGCAUAAUAAUGAUUAUCAUAACACUAAUAGACCAAUGUCUAUUAUUCCAUCUCUCUUAAUGCCUAUUUUCACUAGUUUAAAUCGUUUAAUUGGUCGUGUAAUUAGUUGGAUGAUAAUCGAUGAAAAAUUCAGUAAUGAAUUAAUCCCUUCAUCUUGUCCUGUAUUUCAUUAUUCAUUGGAUACAUCAUUACGAUUUCAAUUGAUAAGAACUUUUCUACAAUAUUUAAUUUCAAUGAAACCUGAUUUAAAUAAUGAAGAUUAUGAUGGUUAUGUUGUAAAUUUGGAAUCAGAAGUACAGUUGAAUCCUGGACCAGUUAGUCGAUGUCUUGUUCGGCGAGUUUUACAUAGUCUUUUAGAAACUUCAAUUAGUCAGUUAGAUCGAAUUGGAGAAGAACUUAACAAAUCAGUAGCCUUUAGUCAACAAAAUAUAGGUAAACAACAAGAAAAUGAUAUACAAACAGCUACUGAAGAUGGGAAUGUUAAGUAUCUUUGUGAAAAUUUAAAAUUACAUUAUAAUCAUUUAGUAUGGAUAUUAAAUUGUACUGUAAAUGUACUGAUUUAUUCACCUUAUCGAGAUGAACAAAUGAUUACUAUCCUGAAUCAGUUAAAUUCAAUGCCUGAAACAUCCAAGCAUAAAAAUACAACCAUUUCUCCAGUUCCUGUAAGAAUACAAAGUUUUCAUGUUGAUUUGGGGGAAGAGAUUGAUGUAGAUCAAAAUAUGAAUCAAGCUUGCACUACUCCUCCUACGCCUAAUCAACAUCAUCAUGAUCUUGGUGAUAGAAAACAAACUUCAUGUGAUCUGUCGAAAUAUUGUUUCCAUCAUGACAACAACAAGAACUCUAGAUGUGAGAUAAUGAUAGAGAGACAUUUGUUAUUUUCAAAGCAUAAGAGUUUAUUUUUAUGCAUGCAUCAAAGUUUGGAACAAGCUAUUAUCACUUCAAUGUUUACUACAGCACAACAUAUUCAGAGUGGUAAUUUACUAAAAAUUCCAAAUAUUUCAAAUUAUAUAACAACGAAUGAUUUUAUGAAUUUAUACAAUAAAGCACUUGGUCGAAUUCUUGUUUCACGUAUACAAUUACCAGAAAUUGAUGUAGCUGUCGAUUUGUUAGUUACCUAUUUAUUAAAACUAUUUAAUGAAGACUCUUAUUUGUUAAAUUCAUGUUUAGCAGCCCUGCCAUCAAUGUAUUCCCCUACAUUUUGGAAUAAUCUAAUCGCUAUAAAAUAUUGGUUACAUCAAAAUCUAUCAAUAUGGUUCACAUAUUUAUCAUCCAAUACAUUAGAUAUUCAUCAUAAUAUAAAUCAUAAUUUAUUAUUCAACUUAACAACUAAUAAUGAAACGAAUAUGAUAUCUAAUUAUUAUAUAAAUCAACAAUUAACUCAACUAUAUACAAUUAUUGAAAUGAUACUUAUCAAUAAUCAUAUUAUCAGUGAUAAAUCAAUACAAAAUUUACCAUCUAUAUUAUUAUCACCUUGGAUACAAGAGAAAUUCAAUCAUGUUACACCAUCUGAAUUGUAUACAUAUCAUGAUAUAAUUAAAAUUAAAUAUAAAAAACUUGGUGAACAAUGGAAAUUAUCACUGCCUGAUUUAAACAAAUUGAUACAUUUAAAAUUAUCUACAAAUAAUAAAAGUGUAUCUAUGGUUCAUGAUAAAAAGUCAAUACUUGUUCAAUUGAUACAAAUGUUUUGGCCAAAAUCAACUAAUAACAAACUAACAAAUAAUGAAAAUCUCUUUUCAUCAUUGAAUGCUUCAUCGAAAAAAUAUUUACCAAGAAAAUUUCCUAUUACACAAUUGUGUAGUCAAGCACGUAAACAAUGCGUUGAUGGUCAUAAUGCAUGGUUAGAUGCUUAUAGUGAACGUAAACGUAUUGUAGGCCCAUUGGGUACUGUACUUUGGGCUCGUGUAGCUGAGCAUUUAAGUCAUAGCAGAGGAUUAUUUUAUCAUUCGGAAUCUACUCCAUUUGGUUGGUGUGUUGAUCCUGUAGAAGAUUCAUUACGUCAACAUGGUCGAUUUUAUUAUACACAUUUACCAAUGGCUGAACGUUUAAUACAUACAACUUCACGAUCGAAUCUAUUAUCCGCGCGUCAAUCACAUCCACUUGCCUCGUUAAUUGGUUUACCAUCAAUCAUGAAUCAUUCUCAACCUGUAAUUGGUGCAGCUUGUACAUGGCAUAAUUUACCAUUAUGUUUACCAUUAUCAUCUAUUCCAUUAAUACAAUUAGCAUCAGCUAGCCGAUAUCAUAUUCAAGCUGUUUGGGCAUGUCGUUUAGUUGGUAUUCUACAUAUUCCACCUAUUGAAGGUGAUUUAAUACUUGGUCAAACAUGGUUAAGAUUUCAACCUGAUCCAUUAAUGAAUAGAAAUUUAUUGAUGAAUGAUGAUUGUAAUAAUAAUGACAGUAAGAAUGUGCAAUUUAUUGAGAUUGAAUCAUUGUAUCCUUAUCAAAGUCCUUCUAAUCGAUUAUGGUUUGCAUGGUCUUUCAAAUCAAUUCAUCAUAUUGAAGCACGUCGAUAUUCAUUACGUGAUAUUGCAGUAGAAAUAUUUCCCGAUGAAACAGAUGUGAAUGCACCAAUGCUUUUUGCUAUGUAUUCUUCUAAAGACAGGGAUAAUUUUAUCGAAACUAUCACUCCUUUAAUUGGUCAUCAUUCAUGUUAUUGUAUUCAUCAUUAUCAUAAUCGAUUAUUAGUGAAUACCGAUGAACAAUCUGCCAUAGCUAAUCCUCUCCCAUCGAUUCAUCAUCAUCAUCAUCAUCAUUGUACUUUUAAACAAUUAAAAAAAUGUAAAUUACAAAAUGUACAACAAGCAUGGUUAAAUGGUGAAUUAUCAAAUUUUGAUUAUUUAAUGAAAUUAAACUCAACUGCUGGUCGAAGUUAUAAUGAUUUAAUGCAAUAUCCUAUAUUUCCAUGGACUAUACGUGAUUAUGAAAGUCUUGUGUUAGACUUAACCCAACCAACUUCAUUUCGACGAUUAGAUCGUCCAAUAGCUGUACAAGAAGACGAUAGAGCUGAAGCUGUAGCAGCACGAUUCAAUGAAGCUGAAUUACUAUCCAAAACAUCAUCUACAUCACAUCCAGAAGCAUCGGGAAUAAAAUCAAAAACGUCUACUUUAUCGAAUUUAAGUAGUGUUUGUCCACCAUAUCAUUAUCCAGCGCAUUGUUCAAAUGAAGCAAUUGUGUUACAUUUUCUUGUUCGUUUACCCCCAUACACUUUUCGUCAUUUACGUUUUCAAGAUAAUAAUUUCGAUGUACCCGAUCGUUUAUUUCAUUCAAUUGCAACAACAUGGCGUUUAGCUACUACUUCUGUUUCAUGUGUUAAAGAAUUAGUACCAGAAUUUUAUUUUCAACCAGAAAUGUUUAUUAAUCGAAGUGGAUUGAAAUUAGGCUGUCGACAACCAGGUGAUAGUGUAGAUAAUGUUGAAUUACCACCUUGGUGUAAAAAUGAUCCGCGUUUAUUCACAUUAAUUUGUCGUGCUGCAUUAGAAAGUGAUUAUGUAUCAAUGAAUUUAUCAUAUUGGAUUGAUUUAUUAUUUGGUUAUAAACAAUCUGGACAAAAUGCUAAAGAUUCUUUGAAUCUAUAUCAUCCAUAUACAUAUUUUGGCUCAAUCAAUGUGGAUACAAUAGACGAUCCUAUUUUAGCACAAGCUAUUGAAGGUAUGAUUAAUAAUUAUGGUCAAACACCGAAACAAUUAUUUCACAAACAUCCUCAUCCAUGUCGUAAAUUGCCGAUUUCUAAUGAAGCCAGACUGAAUAUGACGUCAAAAUUUAAAAGUAAAUCCACUGGUACAAUGUAUAAUAUGACGAGUCAAGAGGACGUUGGAGAUAGACGUUCUUCUACACCCGCAUUAUUUAACUGUAAAUAUAUCAAUGAUGACGAUAAGAAUUCAUUACAAGCGGCAACGUUUUCUGUGAGUGGAAAGCAAUACUCAUCAGUUAAACUGGACAACACACCAUUAGAAACUGUGAUUGGAUUAAAAUGGGGUGAAUGGGCAGGUAGUCCACAGGUGAACUCUUUUGAAAUAAUUUGGAAGAAACAGUUCAUCAAUACAAAGUUAUCAGUAUCGAGAAGUACAAAGAAUUCACUGGAACAUUCUGAAAUAUUAAAAAUACCAUUUCUUAGUCAUUUAACCGGUUCUAUAUGGUGUGAAUUCAAUACGAAAGAUACUCAUUUACUUCAUUGUAUGAAUCAACUUAACAAUAUCUCUUCAAUAAAUAAUGAUAAAUUAUAUCAUUCUUGGAAUGGUUGGGUUGAUUUCAACAUUGAUCAUGAAAUAGGUGAAUGUUUCUUGUCAUCAUCAUCAUCGUUCACAACAGAUGUUCAUACUGAUUGUUCAUGGUAUUGGAAAAUUCUUCACUGUGAAUCAAAUGCAUGUAUAUGGGUAUCGUUAUUACUAGACAUUAGUAAUUUACAAGAUCAAUUGUAUCCUGUACCAUAUUUAAUAAAAUUGAAACCAUCUUUACUAGACAAUAGAACUUUAAAUAUUUUUAUAAAACGUUUACCCAAAGAAUCAUAUAGUACUUGUAAUGCUUCUUCUAAUUAUCCUUAUGACGAACCUUUUGGAACUACUGAUUCCUCUCCAUCAGAACUACAUCGUCAUCAUCAUCAACAUAAUGAUGAGAUAAACUUACAAUUACCAUAUUCAAAUCCUCUUCCAUUCGAUACUGGAAAAUCUUUAAUUACUUCAUUAGCUAUUUCACCUAGUUCAAGUCAUGGUAUUCAAUUAUUUGUUGGUACCUGUUUUGGAUCAAUAUAUGUAAGACAAUUGCCUACAAAUUUAUAUGAUAUUUCAUCCAUUGACAGUUGGUUACCACAAGAUUAUCAAGGAGAAUCAUCAUUAAAUGAAGAUAAACCAAAUUGUACAGCAAAUAUUCAUAAACGAUCAAGAAAAGAAUCAACAAAACGAAACAUGAAACAUUCAAAACUGACUAUUACUACUACUACUACCCCGAUGAAUCCUACUCAAACUCUUAAUCAUUCUAUUCAUGAUGAGAAUAAUAAUAAUAAAGAAACCGCUGGUUUAUGGGAAAUUACCGGUUGGAAACAAUUAUAUGGUCAUGCUGGACAUGAAAUCACUAGUUUAGUAAUUAAUCGUAAUAAUAGUUUAAUUGCUAGUGGUGAUAAUCAAGGUUAUGUAUGUUUAUGGGAUAGAUAUCGUUUAACAUUAAUUAAAACAAUUAAUACUAAUAUUAUUAAUGAUCAUGAUUAUCAACAAAAUGAAUUCGGUGAUAGUUCAAAUAGUAGUCAAAGUCAUAGUAUCACUACUACUAAUACCGGUCAGGAUUACCAUAGCAUUCAUGAUUUGAAACAACCCCGUAGACGAUAUUCCUCUAAUCAUCUUACUGUGGAGAAUUCCAUACAUAAAAGUAAUGAAGAUAUACAAAUGAAGAAAAAGAAGUCUAUUUUAAGUAGUAGUAGUAGUAGUAGUAGCAGUAGUACUUCAACAGCUGAGUUUAUAAAUAUCAAUGAUGAUUCAGUAUUAUUGAAUAAUUUUAAACGUAUUGAUGGAAUAUGCUUCAAUUUAACAUCCGGUGAAUUAGUUGUAGCCAAAUGGAAUCAUCCUAAUUUUAAUGUCUGUUGGCUUGGUUUAUAUUCUUGUUCUGGAGUUUGGAUAGCUAAUCGUAUUUUAGAUUUUCUAGCUGAAAUCAAUGAUCCAUUAAUAGAUUCACUUUUAUUACAAAUCUAUGAUGAUAAUUAUCAUCCUUUAGUUCCUAUGGCAUUUUCAACUGUAUCUGAAGGUCGAGGUGUGAAUUGUUUAUUAGUUGGUGGUCCAGGUGGUCGAUUAGUUUGGUUAAAUUCAUGGACAUUGGAUACAAUAAGAACAUAUAUGCUCCCAGAUAAUGAUGAAAAUGCACGUAUAACAUCAGUUUGCUUCGGACCAUUGUUGAAUACUACUACUACUACUACUACUACUACUACUACUACUACUACUACUACUACUAAUAAUAAUAAUAAUAAUAAUAAUAAUAAUAAUAAUAAUAAUAAUAAUAAUGUGAAUUAUCAUACAAAUUCAAAAGAUUUAGGUGAAAUUUUAUGUCAAGGUUUAUAUGUAACUGUUCAAACAGGUUGUUUAUAUCAUUUUGGUCCUAAAUCUAUACAAACAUGUCCUACUAUAGAUCAAUUAAAUAAUGAUAACUAUUCAUUUUAUUCAACUAAUGAACUGCAUAAACAUUCUAUUGUACAUUGGUUAGAUACAUAA